GUUGUGUAGGCACAGGCCCGCUGUGAUUUGGUAGCUGCUGCAGUAGGAGGAAGGACCGCGGGUCUAACCCUUCCAUCGCUUACUUUCGACUUGGAAUUCCUUAGGUAGCUCGUUGUAGUAGCGAUCUACGAUCGUUUGAGUGUUCUCUGGUCGUGUUCUAUGAUAAUCACGUCGGUGAUUUAUCAACGGACUGAUAUCAAUCGCCAUUUUACCCGCACGUUUUCCCUGGCAGAAUCGCUAGCACAACAAUGGCUCUGAAAAGAAUCCACAAGGAGUUGAAUGACUUCGCACGGGAUCCCCCAGCCCAGUGUUCUGCUGGACCAGUAGGAGAUGACAGUUUUCAUUGGCAAGCCACAAUAAUGGGGCCUAAUGACAGUCCUUACCAAGGCGGGGUUUUCUUCUUGACCAUCCACUUCCCCACAGACUACCCCUUCAAACCACCAAAGGUUGCAUUUACCACAAGAAUCUACCAUCCAAAUAUCAACAGCAACGGCAGCAUUUGUCUUGACAUCCUGCGAUCACAGUGGUCUCCAGCUCUCACCAUCUCCAAAGUUCUCCUGUCCAUCUGCUCUCUUCUGUGCGACCCAAACCCGGAUGACCCCUUAGUACCCGAGAUCGCCCGUAUCUACAAGACGGACAGGGAAAAGUACAACAAAAUAGCCCGGGAAUGGACAACAAAGUAUGCAAUGUAGUGUUGGUGAGGCAGAAUUGUGGCCAACCAGUUCUAUGGCAAAAGUUUGGGAAGCUUGAGAUAUAAAGAGAAAACAAACACAAAAAAACACUUACAAACAAAUGAAAAGAUUAAAAUAAGAUCUUGUUGGUUUCCAUUGGAGUGCUUUCAUUGAGCCACGCCUCCCCAUCACCAGAGUACCUCUGCCCCAUAUGUGUUGAUUCUCCUCCCCCGUAUGUCUCCCAUCUCUUUUUGUCUUGCCUCUCCAACCACCUGACACGCCCUCCCUCCCGUGAACUAACAGCCAACUUGCAAUGGUAAUAAGCGCCUCUUCUUUCGUGCCCCCGCCCUUUUAUUCCUCACAUCUGACUGCGUUUUAGUUAGUUUCCUUGCGGGUUUGGUUGUCGCCGCCUAAACCCCCACCCACCCACCACAGUUUAAAGCAUUCCUUUGAGCAUCUAAACUUUGAAGGGACCCGUUUCUUUUUAUCCAUUUUUGGGGGGUGGAGGGGCACACAAAAUUGGGGGACUUUUUUUACACUUUGCAUCCGAUGUUUUAGUUUUUUUCUUUUUUGAUUCCCAUCUGUGGAGAAAGCAGAUUGACUGAGUCGAACGGCACUCUGUAUUAAAUACAAUGAUGUAACACCCAUGUUAUAUACAACCACAUUCACAUGGACAACUGUACCGGUAUUUAAGCUUUUUUUUUUCUCCAACCUGUGUUUUUACCUGCCCCACCCAUCCCUCUCCCCGUGUCUCUUUAGGUUGCUUGUUUUCUUUUUGUCGUUUGCUUUUUGUUAAAUUUAGAGGCUAUCAUCAUAAAUGGCUCUGGGACUGGCUUGGGCUCUUGAGUGCGAGGAGAACCCACUCUUCUUGCACAAAACCUCUGUAUAUUGAAUUACCCGAGAGGCUCGUUGAGCUUUGUGUGUUGAUUAAACUGUGUAAUAAAAACCUGUGACUCUU
Hippocampus comes (tiger tail seahorse) is the source of this 1629-nucleotide messenger RNA. Its product is annotated as ubiquitin-conjugating enzyme E2 D2. The record is from RefSeq and is a predicted model, not a curated record. The transcript has 7 exons. The coding region runs from base 249 to 692 and encodes 147 amino acids. NCBI's taxonomy places the organism in Eukaryota, Metazoa, Chordata, Actinopteri, Syngnathiformes, Syngnathidae.